Molecule: messenger RNA, 748 nt
Organism: Williopsis jadinii
Lineage: Eukaryota; Fungi; Ascomycota; Saccharomycetes; Phaffomycetales; Wickerhamomycetaceae
Exons: 1
Coding region: 48-614 (188 amino acids)
Source: RefSeq, a predicted model, not a curated record
CACGUUCACUCUUCUCUCUCUCUCGUGGGCGCUCAGCACCUUGAAAUAUGAACGAUGAUGCCAUAACAACCGAGUUCAAGAACGCUGCCAGGUCUGUGGCGGCUCUGUAUAAGCUGUCGACGCUGAACAGUGCGGCGAUGAAGUCACAAGGGUACCUUGAGUGCCUUGAAGAUCUAUUGAUGGUGAUCAAAUCUAACGAAGACGUCCAGGAGUGGGCGCUGCGGAAGAAACUACAGCUGGAAUGUGCUACCGGCCUGCCGGCCAGUCACGAUACGGAUGUACGGGCACAGCAUGAUACUGCAAAGAGCGCAGAGUCCACCACAGCUGCUACUUCCUCAUCACUUGUGAUUCCAGAUGACUAUAGCUUCACCAUGGAGUCUUCGCCUGGUUGUCAUAAGUUCCCGCCCUCCAAUCCGAUACUGAGUGUAGAAAGACGGAAUUCUCGUGUAAAGAAAGACCACCGACGGUUGAAACAGGUCGAUAGUGACCUCAGUAGUGUUGAUGAGACUGCUGCCUUGGAAGACACCGAGUUGGGCUAUCAGCAAAGGGACGAGGAUUCACUAAAGAGAAAGGCAUUCAUGGAGAGCCAUGGCAAUAAGAAAACAAAGCAUUAGGACACUCUAUUUGAUCACGAACUGGUACCCCAAUAUCAACAUCUCUGGGAUACGCUACGAUACUUAAUCAGUCGCAUAUAUAAGUAGCUUUAUACUUGUACGAAUACACGAACUCCAUAACAUCAAACCAAAAU